GGGAGGCUUCGCGGGACGCGGUCGGCGAAUGGACCCGCAGCCCGGCGCCCGGAGCUGCAGCCGCGGCGGCCCCGCCUGCGAGGGGCUCCCCGCCGAGCCCCCCAUGAACCUCUACAUCCACACGACCACCGGCGCCCGCUAUGAGCUCUCGGUGCCCGGCGAGGAGACGGUGGAGGGGCUGAAGCGGCGGCUCUCGCAGCGCCUCAAGGUGCCCAAGGAGCGGCUGGCUCUGCUGCACAAAGAAAGCCGGCUGAAUUCUGGGAAGCUGCAGGAUCUGGGAGUGGUGGAAGGAAGCAAGCUGACCCUGGUGCCCACGGUGGAAGCGGGCUUGAUGUCUCAGGCGUCCAGACCAGAACAGUCAGUGAUGCAGGCUCUGGAAAGCUUAACUGAAACUCAGGUCAACGACUUCCUGUCGGGAAGGUCCCCGCUGACCCUGGCCCUGCGGGUUGGCGACCACAUGAUGUUCGUGCAGCUGCAGCUGGCGGCCCAGCAGACGGGAGGGCAGCUCCAGCACCGGCACGUCAUCGCCAGCCGGGGCGAGCCCGGGGCCGCGGCCAACCCCGCCUCCCACUGCCGGACGCUGCACGGGGCAUCCGGCUCCAACUUCGCCCGGAUCCCCGUGGUGCCCGCAUGCCAGCAGAGCCCCGCCCCGAGCCCCACCCCCGCCACGCAGGCGACGCCCAUGUACUGUAACGCUACCCACCCCGCCCCCGUCACCGCCGGGAUGUUCCGGUCGCACGGCGCCAGCACGCAAACGGUUAACAGUAGCGUGGUCUCCUCCUGCUCAGAGGUGGACUGCAGCGCCCGGAGCAGCAAUCCCAGCGGCAGCAGCAGCCCGGCCCCGACACCCCGAUCCCGCAAACCCGGCGCCGUCAUCGAGAGCUUUGUGAACCACGCUCCCGGGGUCUUUUCAGGGACCUUCUCUGGAACUUUGCACCCCAACUGCCAGGACAGCAGCGGGCGGCCGCGGCGCGACAUCGGCACCAUCCUGCAGAUCCUCAACGACCUGCUGAGCGCCACGCGGCACUACCAGGGCAUGCCCCAGUCCCUGACGCAGCUGCGCUGCCAGACCCAGUGCUCCCCCUCGGCCCCCUCCUCCCCGGAGCUCGCUGCCAAAGCUACCUCAGAGACCCUGACGACGGCGACCUCCGUGGCCUCCCAGCCCCUGCACUCCGUGGUCCAGUGCCAGAGCCAAAUCCGGAUGUGCAAGCCCAGCGGUAAGCCUUGCCUGCGUGCCCCCAGCCCCAAAGCCUUGAGGGUGCUGAGUGCCGAGGUGCAGGCAUAG
This is a messenger RNA of Gavialis gangeticus (Gharial), 1285 nucleotides long. RefSeq names its product midnolin (gene MIDN). Gene Ontology annotation, cellular component: nucleus. The record is from RefSeq and is a predicted model, not a curated record. NCBI's taxonomy places the organism in Eukaryota, Metazoa, Chordata, Crocodylia, Gavialidae. The transcript is spliced from 8 exons. Bases 29 to 1285 code for a protein of 418 amino acids. Gene Ontology annotation, molecular function: protein binding.